This is a messenger RNA of Fusarium coffeatum, 1824 nucleotides long. RefSeq lists its product as uncharacterized. The coding region runs from base 1 to 1824 and encodes 607 amino acids. Lineage: Eukaryota; Fungi; Ascomycota; Sordariomycetes; Hypocreales; Nectriaceae. The transcript has 6 exons. The record is from RefSeq and is a predicted model, not a curated record.
AUGGCUGGUGUUAUUCAACUCGGAGACGCGAUCAAGUUCGCGGAGCUUGCCCGGACUGUCUAUGAAUUGGGAUGGUCAAAGGAGCACAAUGCAAGUGAAAACUAUCGCGAUUUUGUCGCCGAUGUUCACACACUCCAGACAAGUCUAGAAGACCUCGAAGAUGCUGUCAUAAGAGCCCAGCAGUCGCUUCUCAAUCAUGGAGCAGUGAUCACUGACAGGCUGGGUGGUGACCGAGAUUCCUUAUUCGAAAUUAUUGGUGAUUACGAUGCCACUUUGCGGGAAUGCCGCCAGCUUCUGGAAGACAAUCGACGUUACGCCGAGACAACGGGUCCUAUCAAGAACAUUGGCUGGAACAUCAGCGUUAUGCCUCAGGUCGAGCAUCUUAGAGGUCGGCUCCAGAUGCAUAGCUCUCGCAUCCAACAUAUUCUGAAGCCCUUUCAAAUAGAUUUGAAUCGGAGACUCCGGUCUAUGCACAAGGAUAUACAAGACGUCAAAAGGACCAUGAACUCCAUACUCAGAAAUCAAAAUGCUGACCUCGCAAACCAAAUUGAGCACGAGCCUGUGCAAGAGGAGCUGUCGGCAGAAUACUCCCAGUUUCGAGAUGAGGUAAUCCUGCCUGACCCUUCAGCGUUGACAGAUGCUAUGCUCGCCUUUUGGCCAGAAGACGAACCACAUACGACUGCGGCACCUCCAGCGCCGACCACCCAAGACACUUGUUUAUUCCAAGGAUCUUUGGCAACUUUGUCGCCUGACAUAUCUCGGCGUGAGAUACAAUUACUACAACAAUCCGACUCGGAAUACCGCUUCAGAAUUGUCGAAACCGUUGAGUCAUACACCCCUACACUGACAAAAAUGCCAGGAGUGUUUGACUUCGAUAUUCGCUCCGCUUUCCUGAUUCCAUUGUAUGCCGACCCGAUGGGCCGCAGCAAGGCAAAACGGCCACUGGAGAUCAUAAUUGAAGAGAAGAAAUUGCAGCGCCACUACGUCUUCCUUCGCUUGCAAGAUGUCCUAGCAUUCCAGGCGGCUGUGACCGGUUUCAAGGUUGUUGACGGCUACAUGGAACCUCGCGCAAUAGCAAAGUUCAUUGUGCAUGGACAAGAGCCUCCUGAGGACGUGACUAUACAGCUAUGGAUACCAAAAGGAUGGACCGAUACAGAUGACACGAUGAUCAAGACACCACCCAGUGGAAGUCAAAGCCGCUCCGAUAGCAUUUCUUCGCACCAAUCCACCACCUCAUAUUCCUCUAGCUUGAGUCACAAAAGCCAACGCUCCCAACAUAGCGUCACUGUUAGCCUAGGGUGUAGUAGUGUUGGCACAGGCUACGGCACAAUCCGUCAACCCCCUCGCAGCCCACUUCUGGUGCUGUUCGUUGGACCGAAAGGUCCUGAGGCCAGAAGGUCCAUCGUGGCCAUCACUCUCGAUAAGUGGACGGAGACCCAAAGAGAUAAAUGCAAAUGCCUGCGGUUUCCGGAAUGCCCCAUCACGGCCAUAGGAAGCAGUCGUACACUGAUAGACGCUCGCAGGCUUGUUGGCGAGAAGUGGGACCUUCUACCACUCGCGGCGUCGCGUAGGGACGCGCAGUAUCCCUGGUUGGGACUUAUUCGCGUCAGUAUCUGGUUUCCUGCUCCGGAGUUACGAAAAAGGUUUGGUGGCGGACCUUGCCGAUGUCCCAAGGAAACGGAGGGCGAACUUGAGUUGUGCCAUAUGCAGGGGCACCAGGGCCUCUUUGGGGUCGUGAAGGACUUCUACCGGAGGCUGUUGAUACAAUAUCAUGAUGAGACUGACAACCUGGUGGAUGUGGUGAAUGGUCCCCCUUAUGGAUAA